This is a messenger RNA of Biomphalaria glabrata, 11214 nucleotides long. Its product is annotated as tyrosine-protein kinase ABL1-like. Gene Ontology annotation, molecular function: protein binding; non-membrane spanning protein tyrosine kinase activity; ATP binding. The transcript has 12 exons. The record is from RefSeq and is a predicted model, not a curated record. NCBI's taxonomy places the organism in Eukaryota, Metazoa, Mollusca, Gastropoda, Planorbidae. Gene Ontology annotation, biological process: protein phosphorylation. The coding region runs from base 309 to 4262 and encodes 1317 amino acids.
UAGUUAUCACCCAGGUCGUAGGUCAAAGGAUACCAUCUCUGCCUCUUUUUCGUCAGUAUUUUCUUAUCAAAUAUGGCGGCCACCGAUUCAUGUAGGAAGUAGAGUUUUAAGUGCUAGAUUUAGUAGAACAAAGGCGCAUUGACGCCGUCUACAUUUAAACAUGGAGUGCUUAUAGCCUUUAAGUGGAUUACAUUCGUUUCAUUUAUUCUAACUGGAUAUGUAGUUGGAUGUAAUGUGUUUUAGGGCUCUAAUUGCGGCGUAAGUUGCUGCCAGAGCCAAGCCCUGAGUUGCCUGAGUGAGAGGAGAGAAUGGGUGCCCAGAAUGCUAAGGAACAAAAACCAAGUAUCGGAAAAAGUAAAAAUAAGACAGCAAAGGAACCAAGGGUUUCUCAGGGAAAUAUAUUUGUUGAUCACUCAGGCAAACCGCAGAUUCUCUAUAGACGUGAGCAGUCAUUUUUGGAUGAUAAAAGUUUGUUGGAGGCCCAUUUAAACCAAGAAGCACUUCUUCAACACCGACCACUUCCUGACGCUCCCCAAGACAAUCUUGGACAAAGAUGGAUGUCCAAAGAGAAUCUCCUGAACAUGGCAGCAGAAGAAGACCCCACCCUAUUUGUGGCGCUUUACGACUUUCAGGCAGGGGGAGACAACCAGCUCAGCAUAGCCAAAGGAGAGAUAGUGACAAUGAUUGCCUACAACAACAGUGGGGAGUGGUGCGAGGUGAAGAACAGAGCUGGCCUUGGAGGUUGGGUGCCCAGCAAUUACAUUGGCCCAGUCAACAGUGUGGACAAGUUUUCCUGGUACCAUGGGCCCAUCUCCAGAAAUGCUUCCGAGUACCUGCUGAGUUCUGGGAUCAAUGGCAGUUUCCUGGUUAGGGAGAGUGAGAGCAGCCCGGGUCAGAGGUCAAUAUCUGUCAGAUUUGAAGGUCGUGUCUAUCACUAUAGGAUCAGUGAGGACUCAGAUGGGAAGGUAUUUGUAACUCAGGAACAUCGGUUCAACACCCUGGGUGAACUUGUCCAUCAUCAUUCCAUACACGCAGAUGGCUUGGUCACCACUUUAUUGUACCCAGCUCCCAAAAGACAGAAGCCAACAGUUUUUGGUGUUAGUCCUGAGCCAGAUAAAUGGGAGAUAGAGAGGACAGAGAUAGCCAUGAAGCAUAGAUUAGGUGGUGGCCAGUAUGGAGAUGUGUAUGAAGCCAUUUGGAAGCGUUACAACAAAAUUGUGGCUGUGAAGACUUUGAAGGAAGACACAAUGGCCUUGAAGGAUUUCCUAGAGGAGGCUUCCAUCAUGAAGGAAAUGAAACAUCCAAAUUUAGUGCAGUUACUAGGUGUGUGCACCAGGGAACCUCCUUUCUAUAUUGUGACAGAGUUUAUGGCUCAGGGCAACCUCUUGGAUUACUUGAGACAAUCUAACAAGGAAGAUAUCGGCCCUACAGUCCUUAUGUACAUGGCCACACAGAUAGCUUCAGCCAUGGCUUACCUGGAAGCCAGGAGUUUUAUACAUAGAGAUCUAGCUGCUAGGAACUGUUUAGUCAGCGAAGCCAAUCUAGUCAAAGUGGCUGACUUUGGACUAGCCAGGCUGAUGAAGGACGACACUUACACAGCUCAUGCUGGAGCAAAGUUCCCCAUUAAGUGGACAGCGCCAGAAGGACUUGCUUAUAAUAGAUUCUCCACCAAAUCUGAUGUUUGGGCCUUUGGUGUAUUGCUCUGGGAGUUGGCUACAUUUGGUAUGUCGCCAUACCCAGGAGUUGACCUAACGGAGGUUUACCACCUCCUGGAAAAAGGCUACAGAAUGGAAAGGCCUCCAGGAACACCUCCAGAGAUACACACCCUCAUGCUUAAAUGUUGGCAGUGGGAGCCCAAAGACAGGCCCACCUUUAAAGAAAUUCAUUUCCUGUUAGAGAAUAUGUUUGAAAAGUCCAGUAUUAUUGAAGGUGAGAAUUUCAGCACCUCUUCAUUCGGAGGGUGGACAGAAGUAGAGAAAGAAUUGGAGAAGACAGAGAGAAAAGCUCCAAUUUUGCCAAGUAAGAAAGGUCGUAGUCAGGAAUCUGACUUGAUGAAUGAUGGUCGCAUCAGUGCAGGUCCUACACCACCUGUUGGUAGGAGACUGAUGCCCCCGCUAGAGGAACAGGAUGUCACGCUGACCAAAGUUAAUGAGGCCAGAAAGUCUACCAAGAGGAAACCUGGAAAGGCAGCACCAACACCUCCUCGUAGGACCACAUCUGUUAAAGAGGGAGGAAGUGAUGGGGUUGGCGCUGGGGGAGAUCUAGACUCAGAACUCAAGACUCGCAUUCGUUUGCAGAAGGUGAAGCUAGAAAGUGCUUCUCUGGCAGAGGUCAACGAAUCUGACUUUGACAAUGGGAAUGUUGAUUCAUUUCCUAGGGGAGUGAACUACCCUCAUAGCACAUCAGCCCCAUCCAUGAUUAAAGCUCAGGGCCAGUCAGGUUCUCCCACAUUCUCUAGAGAGGACAAGGCCAGUAAAACUUCAGUAGACAAUCUUAAAGCAGCUCAGAUUGACAGAUCUAAGUAUCUUAUCUCAGAAGCCAAUGCAAGAACAUUUGAUAAACAUGCACCUGAGCGAAGCAGUACGAGGAGCUUGGGUUCCAGGGCAUUGGACAGGGGAGACUAUAACCAGGAUUCAGGUCAUGGCUCUCCAUCCCAAUACCCUAAGAAAGCGCUGCUUCCUCCACAGAGGUCAGCGCUACUGCCCAGGAAAAAACACUCUGACCACAAGGGUCAGCCUGAGUUGCUGUCACAUGCUAUGAGUGUGGAUGAGUCUGAGCUAGAGGGGCCUCCUAGGGUUGGUAAGCUGGACAUGACCAAUGUAGCAAAGGCUAUCAACAGAUAUGGCACCAUACCUAAAGGUGUCAGAAUUGGGGCUUAUCUGGAAUCUAUGGAGAGGGAGCAGGAAGCUCAGGGUAGAGAUCUUCCUUCUUUAGAGGACCAGGACUCUGGGACAGAUAGUGCCAGUGUUACAUCCUGUCCACCUCUAGUUGGAGAUCACAACAUGCUAGAUAUGGGCAAUCACGUGAAAAAGGGUGAAGGGAUAAGUGAAGAUUCAGACCCAGGUAUUAAAUUAGAACCAAACUUGAGGCCCUCAGCGUUUGUGAAAUCCCAAUCUCAGCAUGGUAUAGUUGAUGGGUCUACUGGAUCAGGCCCUUUAACAUCAGCAAAUUCCAGCAACAUUAAAUCCCAGUACACUGGCCUUCUACAGAGGCACAAGUCUGAUCUCUCAUCUUCAAGCAAACCUUCCACACCUUCUGACUUAUUUACACCCUCUGACCAGAUGGUCACUUCCACAUCAUCCAGCUACCACCCAACAACAUCCGUCCAGCGCUCGGACACUGACCCCAUUUCCAGUUUAGCUGAUCAGUCACCUCUGCAGCCUGCUCCUCCUCACUCUGCACCGCACAGCACAUCUCACUUUCCUGACUUGUCAUCCUUAGGCAGGCCAAAGCCAAGCCCUCGAUUCUCUCGUCAGUUUGUGGAAGAACAGCAGCAACAGCUCCGGGCUCCAAUGAGCACAACACCCCAGAAUAACAUCAAUCCAGAAUCAAACGUCAUCAAUGAAUCUUACAGGCCUCCUUGGAUGACUGGACUCAAACAGAGGGUGGAGGAAAUAGCAGCUGGUCAGAUGAAUGGAGCGCCUAGCAAUGUUAGUUCUUUUAAAAUGUAUGCCAAGCCUUCUGUCAAUUUAAACUCAGAACUGAAGCAACCUAUUAAAGAAACAAAUCUAGACCUAGUCACAUCGGAGGCCUCUUCUGUAGAUCCAGUAAGCACAGGUAAGGAAGCUGUUGCCUAUCGCACUACUGGAAAACUUUUACCUGUAACUCCUGGUGGGUCUCAGCUUCUAGGAACAUCUAUGUCUGGCAGUUUUUAUUCUGACCCCAACCAAUCAGUAUCUUCACCGGAGGAGAUGGGGAAUGGCCAGCUUGAGCCUUUGGAGCCUGUAAACAUUGAUUCAAUUAAGGCUGCCUCAGACCGGCUGAAAUCUUGCAUUGAGAGACUAGCCGAGGCUGGUAACAAAUCCAGCACCAACUUCAUGCUUUUGUCAGAAGAAGUAAUUGCCUUUUGUGGCAUUUGCUCUCGCUACAUAGAUGCCCUCCCCCCUCAUACUAAAUUCCAUGCUCGGGAACUUUUAUCACGGAUGCAAGGCCAUAGCCAGACUUUAAAGACCUACUCCAGCUCAACACCAUCGGGUGGUGGAAAACUAUUGGAAGACAUCCAAAUAGCAAAUAAAGAGAUAUUAACUGUCAUUCAAAGAUAGCUGCUUCAAGUGAAGAGAUAUUAAGUUGUACUAAUAGUAGGCUGGACACAUCCUACUUAGGUAAAGACUAUUUUAAAUAUUGCACAUCUUCCUAGCAUACAGUCAUGGGUGUCUUUCUUUCUGUGAAGGAAAACACUGAUCAGUUAGCAUGAGUAAGAAUACAGAUAAACUCUUUGACUGAUCAGUUAGCAUUGAGUUAGAAUACAGAUAAACUCAUUGUGUUAAAUAUUUUGGUUUCAAAUGAAUUGACCUACCAUAGAAUACAAGUAGAGUGUCCAGUUUUGUAGAGCUGCUCACACAAACAUAGUUGCAUUGUAGAGUUGUGAUGGACAUUUUUGUGUCUGUAUAUUCAUGAGUCAUUUUGUAUGUCCACACCCUAGACUAGAGGAUUGGUUGUGGCUCAUGUGAUGGUGGUGACUAAAGUAUUACAACUUAUUUAUCUCCUCCUGUCAUAGUUUUGUUUUGUCAUGUUUCUACACAUUGCUUUAUAAACCAAUCACUGAUCAGGGACUGCAUAGGUCAGAGUUCUUAGACUUUAUGUAUUUAAUUAUGAUCAUUCAUGUCAAGUAAUUAGACUGUUUUGUGAGAAGAGAGCAGUUGUUGAUAAUAAAUAGUUUUAAUGACUGAUUUAGUCAUACACAUUUUUAAUUUCAAUAUCAUUAACAAUUCUUGAUUUUAAUUGAGCCAAAGUACAAUUUUACCAAGCCUUUUAUUAUUUUUAGAACCAAUUUUCUUUUAAAGAAAAAUAUAAUAUAGACGUGAAUAUUGCUUACUUACAUUUUAACUAGUAUUUACACAAAUACAGCAUUCACUGGGGUUUUAUUGUGUACAUGUCUAUCUAGUUAUGAAAUGGUAGACGUAAACAUCUCUUUCUUUCUAUUACAAACUGGCUAACAUGUUCCUUUUAAUUAAGUAUUUUUAGGGUGUUCCUUCCAAUUGAAUAGUUUUAACUGGAUUGUUUUUGUUUUCUUAUGUACAUUUUUUAAAUUUGUUUGACCUGUAAAUUAUUUACCAACUUAUUUCUGAAUGUCUUUCAUGAGUUUCAUUUUUAAAGUAGGUCCAUUGUUUUUGUUGCAGUGAGUUGUAGCAGGUUAGAAAGUUAGGCUUGAAUUCCUAUGUAUUACCUCCAAGUUAGACUCAUUUCAAUCCACAACUGUUCUGAGGAGAUGAAGUUCAAUUAUCAUCCAUUGAUGGAAAGAAAUCUUCACCUGACUGUUUGCUCAUAUCAUUAAGAAAACUACAGUUGUUUUUCUUUGAGUUGGUUAAGUCUGUUAAGUUUGUUAUUAUUAAACUUGUUUUUUGUGGUAUUAAAAAAAAGUUAUUUAAAACAUCGUGAAAUGUUGCUUCAGAAAUGAAUUCUUUUACCUCCCUGUUUUGGCAUAGAAAUACAACAUACUAACAAUAAAAAUAAUACAUAUAUAUAUAUAUAGUAGUCAUUUCAAACAAAGGCUCAGUUUAAUGUGAAACAUUUUUUUUUUUAAUAAAAGUUUUUCACUAGUCCAAUUAAUGUGAGGCUUACUGUGUAGUGACUGAAUUCAUCCAAGUAUGGUCUGGAAAAAAUAUAUUAUAUUAACAUUUGUAAUACAUUUUUUAAAAAGUUCUUGUUCAGAUUUAGAAAUAAUUUCUAAAAUUGGCUCCUAGACCUAGACUAAUUCUAGUUUGAGUUGUAUCAUUACUGAGGUACUGGCAAUGUUUUGUUUUGUUUGUUGUCUCUAGUUACAGUGUGUUACUUCUAGAUCUAGUCAUUCUACUGUAAUACAGUACUGUUAAUAUAUUUAUUUUGUCCAUAACCUGACAGGUUCAACUUGUUUGAGAUUGCUGUUGUUGGUGUUUCUAAACCGUUGAGUUUGAAAAGUGCUGAAAUGUACACAAUUAGCUCUAAAGCAUGGAUUGUAGAGCAAAUUUAUGCUGAGAGUAUACACUAUAUUUUCCUUUUUUAUUUGUAUUCCUCAUGUUGUGUCAUUUUGACAAAUCAUUUCAAAUUGGCACUGUGUCAGCUCCUACACCUUUAGCCUAACUUUCCAGUCUGUGUAAACCAAAAUCCCAAGACUAAACCAAAGAUUUUUUUUAGUCUUGUCAUUUCAGAGCAAGCACUCAGUUACUUAUAAUUUGAGGCAAUUUAUUGGGCCAGUAGUUUAGGAAGCACUGUUUUAUAGUCUGGUAUUAACAUAGUUAAGAUUCCUAAGUCUUGAUUGAAACAUUUUAUUACCAAUCUUCCCACACAACUGCUAGUAACCACAUCAAAGCAACUGAAUUAUACUUAAUACUAAUAUUUGAUUAAACAUGCUUCUUCUAUUUGACCUGAUCUACAAUAUGUGUAUGUCUAUAGAACUACUAAACCUCCAGAUAAGCAAACUAAACAUUGACAGGUUUUUGUUACUUGAUGAUUCUCAUGGUACAAGCCACCAGUCUGGACCAAACUGCUCCCACCACAGCCAGCCAUUUGUUUUGCUCAUGUUGCCAGCAUUCAGUUUGUUAGUAUCAAUUGUGUCAGGGUAGAAGUCAACACACAGCCUUGCUUUGUAUCUAUGUGUGUGUGUGUGUUGUUAGGUCAUUGUCUUUAUGCUACUGCUAGCAUUAUUUGCUCAGACUCAAGUUUUGCUCAGAAAUGCAAGACAAAGUUGUAUUCCCUUUUCUCUAAAUGAAAUGUAUAUUUUUUAAAAAUAAAAUGUGAGUCUAAAUUGCAAGCUCAACAUGUCUGGACAGUGUUACUAGAUUGAGUUGCAAUUAGAUAUCUGAUCAAUGGGGAAAACUGGCUUGAAAACCGUUAGGCAUUAAAUGUUUGCAUUAUACUGGCUAUUUUUUUUUUAUGUCUUAGUUCUCUGUUGAUGGCCCAUAGAAGGAUUAAAGUACUCCAAUUAUAUGAUGUGGUUUUUAUUUUGUUUUUGUUUUUUCAUUUUUUUUAAGUGAGUGUAUUGAGUAAAAUGGAAGUAUUUAUCUCUUAUUCAUACAAAUUUACAAGAAGAAAUAACCUCUGUAAAUAUUUAUAUAGUCAAGUGUAAAUAAUUAAUUAAAACAAAAACGAGUACACACUUUGUUGUCCACGUCUGUGACCUUCUCUGUUACAAGUUUCUGAGGAAACUGACCAGUGUGCAAUCAGUUGUGUGUGGACACAUUUUUGUACAAAAGAAAGGCUCUGUCCACCAAACAGGACAUCUUUGCGCUAUCAUUAUGAAUAGAAAGUUAUUUUUUGAAGAAUUAUUUUAUAGACAUAUUUAUUUAUUUAUUGAGUCAGUAGAGUUACAUUGAUCUGUUGAGUCUGUUAGUAGGUAUACAUUGAUCUGUUGAGUCUGUUAGUAGGUAUACAUUGAUCUGUUGAGUCUGUUAGUAGGUAUACAUUGAUCUGUUGAGUCUGUUAGUAGGUAUACAUUGAUGUAUAUGAAUUGCUGUACCAUUGUGUGGUGUCACUACUUAUUACUAUGUUGAGGUCAAAGCUACACAUAACAAUUACAGUUGACAUCACAAGUAGUGUUAUAAUAAUAAUCUUGGUUAUAACUAUAGAAACCAACAAAAAAACAAACUAUUCAUUGACACAAAUACAGAUAUUGCUCUGUGAAAAUGUAUACAUUUUUUUUUUUUUACAUUCAGAAUGGUGAAUUUCUUUAUCCUUUGACUUCUUCCAAUUUUAGAUAAGUGCCAAAACAUUUGAAUUUGGGAAAAUUUCUUAGUUAAAAUUAUUUCAGAAAAAUAUGACAAUCUGUACAUAUCAUCUAUUGUGUCUGCUGACUACAUUCAACCUUUUGGGUUAUUUAGUUAAACUAAUAAACUCCUUUCUUUGUAUUUUGUGUCCAUAGCUCAUGAAGGCUUUAGUGUUCUCUGGUUUUGAACUAGUUAGUGCUCUCUCUUGAGUUGUAUUGCAACAGAAUAAUUAAGAUAAGAUAAUUUUUAUUGAUCCUAUCAAAUGGAAAUUCAGUUUGACUACAAUUGACAAGUUAGUCUAAUGGUUGUUUUUUUACUUGCUUUCAGCUUUGUUCAAGUUUCACUUUUAGUUUGUUCAUUACAAUUUUUUUUUUUGGUGAAAUUAAGUUGUCUACUUAGCACAUGUUUCAAUUCACUAAUCCACAGUGACUAGCACAACUUUGAGAACUAAACAUUUACCAGAAGACACUAAAUCUAUCUCUAAAAGUAGUACUCCAUCAUCAGGGUUAUAGAUGUUAUGUUCAAAGGAUUAACAGGGCUUUAGAAAAUAGUUAUGAAGGUUCCAAUCCAACAAUAUUAAGGCCCAUGGUAUGCACAUCACAUUUUGCUAUCCUCCAUCCCACCUAUCCAUUUAGCUAGUUCUAGGGAAAAAAACAUUUCAUUUAGUAGCACAAGUUUUUGGUCAGAUAUUUGCAUUGUAAUUAAGCUAUUUAAUAGUCAUUGGAUUUCUUAUUGCCAAAAAGAUUGUUUCUACUUUGUUUUCUUUUAAUUCAAGGGGUAUAAUUUUGUUUUAACUGUAUACACCACAGAUGUUGCUCAUUCAUAAAGAAAUACAGAAGUCAUGUCCCCUUGUUUUAUGAAGUGCAUCUAUUGUAAAUAACUAAUGAGUACAUCUAUACUCUAUGAAGUAUUACUGUCUUGCAUUGAUUUGUCAUGUUCUAAGACUUUUAUAUUAAUUUCUUAUUGUUUGUUUCAUGAUGGGUUUUAAAAGAAUAUGCAUGAAAAGUUUUGUCCUGCUUGCUGUGUGGAAGAAAAGUGCUAUAAUUCUCUUGUACAGAACAUGAUGUACAUCUAUAACUUUAUAUAACAUACAAGAUGUGAGGUGUAUGCAUGCAUGCUGUAACUUCAGUGAAUGUAGCACACUGUCAGGUGUGUUUGUACUAGUACUUAUAACAUGUCUGAUAAACUGUAUAAAGUAAAGAUAUGUCAUUGUAGUUUCUGGAAUUUGUUUUUAAACAAUUUUGCCUGUUUGUUUUAAACUUUAUCAUUUUCUGAUCCAAUGAAAAUAUAAUAAUUUGAUUAAUAAAUUUUUGUUUUGGGGAAAAUGUGCAAAUAUUUUACUGUGUCAGUUUUAAUGUAACGCCAUUGAUGGAAUGCUCAAUCAAUCAAUAGAUGAUCAAAAUGUUGGACAUACAUGGUUGUUUGGCUAUUGUUUGUGUGACCUGAUUGAUUUCAUACUUGAUUUUCAAUCUAUAUGUCUUGUAUGUAGUGCCACAUGUUCUACAAAUGCUGUUUGUUCAUGGCCCAAUGCAACAAAAUGUUACCACCUCCUCUCUCUCCUCUCUCCUCCUCCCCCCCCCCCCCCCCCCCCAAUGAACUAUGGGAAAUCUUCAUUUCAAAGACAUCUUGAUCCAAACUUGAAAUAUUUUCAUGGUAGGAAAAAAAAAUUGAAAUCUCUUUGUGCACAAGAUGCUAAGAUACUGAUGAGAUGUCUACAUGACAAGUCACAAUUUGUUGUCUUUUUGUCACAUAGUCACAGGAUCAACAUAUUAUUUUACUAACAAUUAAAAACCUAAUAAUAAUAAUAAUAAUAAAUGCCUUUGACUUUGAUUAUGUAGCCAAUAAUGAGGUGAGGAGCAGUUCAUUGCCUUACCAGAGAUCUCCCAUCCACCACUAGUUCUUUUAGGUCUCAAUUCAUCUGCUGAGUUACUCUUGUAGGUAAAUAUGUUUUUCUGUAGGACAUUCUGUUUUCUAAUCAUAAGUGUUGAAAAUGUUUACUGGGAAUCAAUUUAAUACUGCUUGAACUAGUCACAAAUAGAAUAGGCCCAGUUUGGUUGCUGCAAUGAAACAAAUGGACCUGCACUGUUUUAGUUUUGACUAGUUUUAGGAACACUGAAUUGCUUUGUUCACCUUUCAAGAAACAAAAAUGGUCAAAAUUACUUUUAGGAAAAAAUUUUUUUACCAUCAAGCCUUCGUUAAGUAAAUGUUGCAAAACUUUUUUUUUCUAAACUUUGGUCAGACCUUACAAUUAAAAGGUUAGAAUCAUGUACAUGUUAUGAAAAUUAUAAGUGAAUUCCUGACUUCAUCUAGUAUUUACUUUAACUUUUUAUAACUAGUAGCUAAUGUUUUAAAUUCAAGUUAUUUAGUGCAUUAGUCAAUUUUGUGUUAAAAUAUCUCGUGUUAAAUUUCCCCCAAGCAAAAUUUUUUUUUUAACACAUUUGGUUACAAACUAUUUCCACCAGCAGUGUGAGAAUUAAGGUCCCAUCAACUAUUGUAUUUUUAGUUAGCCUGAUUUGAAACAUUUCUGUAGGUACAUCUAUAACAAGUUGUAAUGGAACAUGUCAUUUAAAGUGCAUUGUUGGCUUUUUUUUUUUUUCUAACAUUGUCACUUGCCUUUGGGAUGGGCUGUCUGAGUGGUCACUUGCCUUUGGGAUGGGCUGUCUGAGUGGUCACUUGCCUUUGGGAUGGGCUGUCUGAGUGGUCCAAUGCUCAAGGGCCUUGAGUUGGAAUUCCAGUAAUUCAUAGAAGUUAGUUUUCAGGUAUUAAAUAAUUCCAAUACCAGCAUGAGUACCUCAAAAAGGUUCUGGAAAUUAAAAGUGGUGAUUGUUUUGUCCCCCCCCCUUGUUCACUGUUGGUCAUUCAAAAUUGGGAUGGGCUGUCUGAGUGGUCCAAUGCUCAAGGGCCUUGAGUUGGAAUUCCAGUAAUUCAUAGAAGUUAGUUUUCAGGUAUGAAAUAAUUCCAAUACCAGCAUGAGUACCUCAAAAAGGUUCUGGAAAUUAAAAGUGGUCAUUGUUUUGUCCCCUCCCCCCCCCUUGUUCACUGUUGGUCAUUCAAAAUUGUUCAAAUUGACAUAAUCUGCCCAACAUAAGGCUAGGUGUCAAUGGAAAACUUUUUUGUGUGUUCAAUAUAUGCCUUUUAGAUUUGUGCUGUCUUGUUUUGAAUGACUGACUGCAACAUGUUUUUAUUUUUACUCUUGAUGUUUGCAUUCUUCAAGUUCUUGUCUGUUCACUAUGUAAUGUGAAGGAGUCAUGAUGUUAUUUGACUAUGUACUACUGUCUAUUACCAGACCAAAAUAAAGUUUUACAAACAUUUA